CGGAGAGCGCGCAGUGUGCGCAGUGCGCUCCCCACCGCGUGUGCGUAGUGUGUAACCCCCGCGCGGCCGCCAUCUUUGUCAAGUGGGUAACUUUUGUUGAUUUGUGUGAAAUGUGACGCCGUUGUCGCGAGAUAAUUGGUGAUCGUGAUUACGUAUCCCAGUGCGUCGAUACCCAGUGGAUCUGUUACUUGCGCCGUGUUGUGUGGAUUUAUCGAUGGGAUUGCCGUAUUCAGGGUCAGCGCAAUAACCCGCGGUGAAAACGUGAGAGGAGACAUUGAGGGCUAGCAUCUAAGCCGAGAAACCGGAGAGUCCGCAGCAGGAUGUAAACGUCGCUGCCGAUUGUGACGUCGCCUAUCGGCAGGAGGAGGAGGAGGAAGCACUGGCCGUGACUUCGUCGUCGUCGUCGUCGCCGUCCGCGCCGUUCGCGCCGCCGACGGAGACGCGAUGGACGAGCCCGAGUCGCCCGAGACUUGGUCGGCUUGGUUUCUGGACGCGAUUCGGAAAAUCCGUAGCCAGAAACAGCGACCGAGCGUCGAACGAAUAUGCCACGCGAUACGGCAGCAUCACAAUUACCACGAGGAGGAAAUCGCCGAGCAUUUGGAGGUUGCCGUAAAGCGUGGCGAUGUGCUCAAAAUCUUUAACAAGGGCCAGUCCUCGUACAAGGACCCGUGUGGUUUGCAGUCCAAGACGCUCAAGGUUACAAAGUCGACGGACAUCAGCAAGGUCGUAGGCAAGGCUGUGCGUGAGCUCGGCGAACGCGACGGUUCGAGCCUGAAGAACAUUGAAAAGUACAUCAGGCAAAGUCACACCGUCGAGGAGGAGGCCGAGGGCGAUCUUCGAAUCGCCCUCAGGUUGUCCGCAAAGCGAGCGGUCGAACGAAACCUGGUAAUCCAGGAUGGCAAGCUCUUGCGACAACCGGAUAGGCCGCCGUAUGUCAAGAAGCAAAGCGAUGCCGCUCAUGCGCCGCCCGCGGAACCGCCCGCGCCCAAGUUGCCGGCGCCGCUACCAAUAUGCAAGGAGUGCCUCGGUGCCACGGUAGCCGGCAAUAACAACAACACCAAACGAAAUGCCAACGAGAAGCUGAGCAGGUGCAGUGUCUGCGGCGCAGCUUUACAUAAUUCCUGUGCGCCCCCGGAACUUUCGAUACUCGUUGAUCGAGGGAUAACUUGGUCCUGUGAUGACUGUUCGCCGAUCUGCGCCGGUUGUCAGCUUGAACGGGAAUCGCAGAGUUAUCUUGUUAAGUGCUCUGGCUGUGUGAAUUGUUAUCAUCCCACUUGUCUUGAUCCCGCUCUCGAUAAAAAGAACAAGACGCCCUGGAAGUGUCGACACUGUCAAACGGCACAUACGCCAGUGAGCAAGGAGGACGGUAAACGGGGCAAGGCGCAGGAAGCAAAUUCAUCUGACGACACACCGAGCGCGAGGAAGAGGCUCAGCAAGUUGCGUGAAAAUCGAAAAUCGAUAGUAUCCAGAAAAUGUUUGGCAAACACAUAUCCCGGCAAAAAGAGCGGUGCGGGAGUGGCUCAGGUGGACAGCAGCACGGACGGUAAUGCGGGUGUUGUCCCCCCUCGUCAACCACCUUUGAUUUCCUUUCCUUUACCACAACCCCCCACCCCACUCGCAGGCCAGGGUAGGCUACUCGAGGAAAAGAACGACAGGAUCUCCAAGGAGAAGCAAAAGUUCUUUAGAUUGAGUGCAUUUAACGCUGAGCACAGUAAAUUGAAGCGGGUGGGGGGCGGUGAUAAAUCUAGGCCCUCGCGGAACAUUAGCGCUAGGUCAACACGGGGUGCUACCGCGAAUCUAAAGAAAGUCGGAACGUCACGAAUAUCUAGCAACAAUAGCAGCAGCAGCAGCGAGGCCGGUAAUAAUAGUAGCGAGAACUCUGAGGGUAGUGACAGUAGCGACGAGGAUGACGAUGAGGACGACGUAGACGACGAGGAGGAUAAUAGUUCGAGUGAGAGUAGUGAUUCCUCCUCGUCGGACGAAACCCAGAACGGGAGACUCGAAUCUUCCAAGACGAAACCACCGUUUGUUUGUGACUUAAAUGAGGAUAAGCCAUGGGGUUUCGCCGCCGCCGCCGCCAAGCUGAAUGUAGAGUCGCCAUUCUUCAGCAAUAUCACAAACACCUUUGGCGCAUCUUUACCUAAACUCGAUGUGAGCGAUACUCCGACUUUUGGCUUGCACAUACAGCAACCCGCUGCUGUUGCCAAUUUAUCGGACAAUAAAAAGAAAGACAAAAACAUCGCACAAACUCCGGUUGCCUUUGCAAGCGCGGAUAACAAAGUCAAGCCUGGGAGCGGCCAGUUGAGGAGUCUCUUUGACGGCUUGAGUCACUUUUUUUCAGCACCUGCAAAUAGCAGAGCGAGAUCGGCCGGUGUACCGGCGCCAAAUUACGCGCCAGAUCGAAGGAAAAGGCCUAAUACGAAUGAUAUCUCUAAAACGAACAAAAUUCCAAGAGGCGUGCAAAGAAAUAAACCGGAUGAUUUAUCUGGCACGAGUAAACUCAAGGACCGAAAAAAGACUGAAGUUACCGCUGAGAUAUCGAGAGUACCGAAGCCUGGCAUCUUCGUACCUUCCGAUGAGUGCGUGUUUACCUCGCUUGACGAGAAAUUGCCGAGGAUGACGCCUUCGGGUCUGGUGAAAACCGCAGUGAAUAGUAAAAGGCAUGAGCAUGAGAGGAGAAAAUUGAUGCGAGAUGACAUGUCAUCGCUUGUAAAAUGCGCCGCCGCGGAUUCGUUGUCACCAUCAUCGUCAUCGUCGAAACACGAGCAACAGCAUCAGCAAUUGCGUAAGAAGCAAACGGCUGCGGAUUCGAAUACGCAGAUACGCCACCCUGUGCCCGCCGUUGCGAAAUCCUCAGACCUAGGAUCCGAUCCCUCCGUCAAAUCGAAUCCCAACCUAAAGUCCAAUCCACGAGCCUGUACUAGCGCCACCACUACCAACACCACCACGACACCCCGCGCGACACCCUGCUCCACCAGGAAGGAGGAACCUGUCGUACAGCAAACGUUGCCACCAGGUGUCACGCCAAAAGAUGUGGAUCUAAUCAAGGAGGCUCGAGAAAGGGCUCAGUUGACCGUUAGUAGUGACGAGGAACAACCAUUGUGCGUCAAUACACCGAACGCGUCCGGCACCGCAUCCCGCAACCCCGCCGCAAUAGUGUUUGGCCGUUAUGAGGUGGAGACAUGGUAUUCAAGUCCGUUUCCUCAAGAAUACGCGCGAUUGCCGAAAUUAUUCUUCUGCGAAUUCUGUCUUAAGUACACGAAAAGUCGAGCCGUGUUAGAUAGACAUAUGGACAAAUGUCAAUGGAGGCAUCCACCCGCUACUGAAAUUUAUAGGUGUAAUGGAUUGUCCGUAUUUGAGAUCGAUGGUAACGUAAACAAGAUAUAUUGUCAAAAUCUGUGUCUGCUAGCAAAAUUAUUUUUGGAUCAUAAGACUCUCUAUUACGACGUAGAGCCGUUUCUAUUCUACGCCAUGACGAAAAACGACAAAUACGGUUGCCAUUUGAUCGGUUACUUCAGCAAGGAAAAACAUUGUCCGGCUCAGAGGUACAACGUGUCCUGUAUUAUGACGCUGCCGCAGUAUCAGCGACAGGGUUUUGGCAGGUUUCUCAUAGAAUUUAGUUAUCUAUUGUCCAAAGUCGAAGGCAUUCCGGGAACACCAGAGAAACCACUCUCGGAUCUUGGUCGAGUAUCGUAUCAUUCUUUUUGGAAGAGUGUAGUGCUGGAAUACCUGGAUGCACAUCGAAACGCCAUCGAUAUCAAACUCAGCGACAUUACAAAGAUGACUGGCGUAUCGGCGCAUGACAUCGCUACUGCGAUGCAACUGCUCGGAUUCAUAAGAUCGGUUCACUUGCCAGGCGACGGGAAUAUUAAUAAAGUGGCUGUGGUAGUCGAUUGGAGCAAGGUAGAUGCUCACAUGGCGAAAGUACGAAAGAGUUCCCGCAUCAAACUGGAUCCCGAUUGUCUCAGAUGGAUACCAUUACUCACACAAAUCCCUAAUCCUUAUCAGAGCCCGGAAGAGAGCGGUGACACUAGUUCGGAAAUAUCUCCUACGGUAGAGCCUAAGCCUGUGCCGGCGGUCGUCGAAAAGAUACAAAAAGUGAAAAUAAAGAAGAAACCCAGGGGAAGAAGGACAAGUCAGAGGAGAUUGACGCCUUUGAAACCGAAAACUUUGCAAAAGAUUGCAGCAUCUUACAAGUACGCGACCAAAGAGGAAAAGAAUUUUAAAGAUACAAAGGAAGUCAAGGCGAUAAAAGAAUUGAGAGAGCCGAAGACAUCCAUAAGAGAAAGCCGUAAUGUCGAGAGCGCGGAGAGUCGGAAAGACGCAGCAGCGGAAACUAAAAAUGUGACAUCUACGCCGAGAAAUUCGCGCACUGCCAGUUCGGCAAAAAAUACGACUCCAUCGACUCCGCCGAAAGCGGUGCAAAUAAUGACGAUGUCGAGGAGAAGGAUCAGACCACCCAAGACGCUUAUAUCCGAAUCUGUUAUCACUCCUUUGAGAAAACGAAAACAUUCCGAGAAGACUGAGAUUGAGGAAGAAAAGGUGGAAGUCGGCAGUAGAAAGAGGACGCGAGAAUCUCUGAGGGAGAAGGAAAAGGAAAAAGAGCGAGAAACGCAGCGUGAACGCGAAAGAGAAAAGGAGAAAGUAAAAGAGAAGGAUAGUAAAGCGAAGGAAAAAGAAUCUACAAAAGAAACAUCGGUAGAAACUAGGAAGACACCUCCCAAAUUGGACUCGACGCCAAGUCCACCCAAACCGGCGAAGAAACAGUGCAAAGUGGAUGAUAUUUUACAUAAGGUUACGAGCAGGCAAACUAAAUACUUGCAAGCGAAAGAGAAGAAAGCAUUGGAGGAAACAAUACAGUGUAACGGUAAAGAGGAAACACGAGACGUUAAAAACUUGCCGCUAUCUAGGCGGGGCAGAGGUAAAGCGACGGUGGAGACUUUGAAGAUGCCACAACUUACGCCGGAAUCUCCGAGCGCGAAAAACCGAGCUGAGAGUCCUGUGAUACCACCUCCCUCGUUGUCUCCACCGCCUGAAUCCGUAAAAAGCUCUCCGACUCGAAAUAAACAGCCGUCCGUGCCCGAAUCACCUCCCGCAAGACAUUUCAAUAAUGGAGAUAACAAAAGUGAGAGCGUAGAAGAUAAUGGAUUGCCCGUUCCCACAGAAACAGAAGUAGUAUCUGCGAGUUCCGGCGAAUACGAAGGCGGUGAUGAAGAUGAAGGAGAAGAGGAAGAAACAGCCGCACCGACUCCUAAACUCGUGACGCAAUCGGCGUCGUCCGAUACGGAGAACCCUGCGAAAAAACCAUGCGAGAACGAGAAGGUAGAUAACAAGCAGGAAAAGAGCAACGAUGAAAGUUCAUUGCAGAAAACAGAAGCGGAUCCACCACUAACGGUCAGCGAUGAUCAGACUGAAGAAAUUUUAAAUGAAUGUGAUAAAGACUUCGAAACUGACAAACGUCGUCCCGUUUGCAGUCCGGAGACAUCGAAAUCAGUACCUGAACCAGUUGCUUCACCAAAAGAAGAAGAAGUCGAGAAGUCGGAGAAUAUACCGGAGAAGGAUAAACAUGAUAGCCCUCUUAAAGAGAAGCUCAUUUGCGAAAUGCCGAAAGACGCCGUAAAAAUUGAUUUGUCGCGACCGAAAGUGGAAUCUGCUCUUGCUGAGAAAAAGAACACAUGCGCUCUCGAUACUAAUACGGUGCUGACAUCCGAGACCGAACCACUUACGCCGCAAGAGAAAACAUUACCUACCGUGGAGCAUCAAGAAACAACCUUGCAAUUACAAAGCCAAACGGAGGAAUUGAAGCAGCACUCGCCUGAAAGCGGCAAGACAACGCCUCAUCUGGAGAAUCCAGGCUCGGUGAAGAGAACGCCGCCGUCGCAACCUGACUUGCCAUCUAUGGGAGUUUACACACCGGACUCGACAACCAAUUCCGUACACUCGCUACAUUACGGACAAUGUGAUCUGGAUGUUAGUCAACUGGGCUUGGAAUCGCCCACUUCUAUAGCUAGCGACCUCGCAUCGCAAAAUAGCGUGGAGAGGCCGCCCAGCGCUUUACCAUCGAUUCCGCCACCCGUCAGCGUGCCCAUCUCGAUUUCCAUGCAAAUUACAACGCCGGUGACUUCAACACCAGUGCCAUCGGUGAACAUACCGCCGCAGGUGCAGUACGCCACCGACUGUAGUUCGAUAUCGCAACACACGUCAGGACAUCAUCCGGGGAUCCAUUCGAUGCAUCAGUCGCAGUCUCUCCAGCAACCGCGUACCCCACAAUCGCACACUCCGCAAAACAUAUCGACGCAAAGUCCGCAGCCGCUUCCUCAGAGCCACACGCCGCAACCAUUAUCUCAGUCCCACACGCCGCAGAGUAUACCGACGCAAAGCCCCCAACCCUUACCACAGAGUCAUACGCCACAGCCCUUGCCCCAGUCGCACACACCGCAGCCGAUGCAACUAUCGCUGGCGCAGAAUCAGAAUAUGACACAUAGUCAGUCUCAACAGACGCAAUCGCAACAGCAGUCACAGCAGCAGCAACAACAAUCUACGCAUCAACAACAGUCGCAACAACAACAGCAGCAGCAGCCGCAACAAUCUCAAUCGCAUAGCAAGCGAACCAGCGGCUCGCAAAUUACUCACAGAUCUAGAUCGACGCAACAGAGUAGCAGGUCACAUCGGGCCACUCCACCGACAUCUCAUACUACGCAAACCUCCCAACAUAGCGCCGUGACGUCUCAGAGUCAUAGCAGUAGUGUGGCACAUGUUGCAGUGCCGCAGUAUCAACAAUCGCCAUCGUCGAUGAGCGUGCCACCGGCGGUGCCGCAUCCACACACGCACAUUCCGCAUGCCGCGCACUCGCACAACAUGGCGGUGAUCUCGCAGAGCAAUUAUAUGGUAGCGGGCUCGCAGGGCUUCCCUACACAGAACACCUACGUGAUCCAGCAUCGAAGUGGCCGUUCCGGCGCCCCGACUCCUUGCACUACCGCCACCAACUUUUACAUACAGACCAGCGCGAUGCCGCCGCAUUCGCACACACCGGCGCCGACACCACUUUCCGCCUCUGGCGGCAGUCAUCAGACCACCAACUCGUGUAGUUUGACCAAGUUGCAGCAAUUGACCAAUGGUUUAGAUAUGAUAUCGCCCACGCCACCGCCGGCGAUGAAUCUCACACCACCGCCGCCGAUUCCGCACACCAUGACGCCGCCACAAACAUCGCGACAAUUACCGACGCCACCUCAAGUACCACUCGGCUACGCGAAAAAUUAUUACAAUGUCAACACUGUACCGCCUGGCACGCCCGGACCACCCAGUCGAUCCGCUUCACGAUCGUCCGCAAACGCCAAUAUGCCAUCGCUCACGCAGGCGUAUUCCAGCGAGAGUCUUUACCGGCAGACUCUCGAUCCGGGUGGCACUUGUCCGCAAAUGCAGAGUGCUGCAAGCCGUGUCAGCCCGAACGUCGCCCUCAACACGAAUCUCAUGGCAGCCGCUCAGUAUGGCUAUCGCGUGGCACAACCGGCUACCGGUUAUCAAGCAGCUAUGAAUCAAGCAGCGCAGCUCGGCGGCUUUAUGAAUCAAGCGAGUCAGCUGCCAGUUGGAGUAGUAAAUGUACCAACGUAUCCGCAGGACCCGCAUCAACAAAAUCCAGCGGCAGUCUAUACUACAUACCAUGGCUACAUUAACGGUGGUCUCAUGCAGCCUCUCAAUAGCACGAUGAGGCCGCGCUAGCUGUCACGUUCGUCGUCUCCCACUUUGAUCACUACGUCGAUCUCUCCCGACGUUCGACGGGCGAACAAACUAACUUCUUCACGCGACAAGUUAAUGCUCUCUUCAAUACGAUCGCCGAUGGGAACUUGAUCUCCUACUACUAUGUGAUCGGCAUCACGGACAUUUUUACUUCCUCGAUCCACUCAUUGCUUCUAUCUUCUGUCCGUCAGCCAGUCAACUAUAUUUCUAUUCUCUUCAAACUGGUUCGCUUGUAAUUUUCUCAAUUUAGGAACACUACGUGGAACCUUCAAAGGCAAAGAUGCUCAUUUCUGCGUUUUACUGACAAGAAUGCCGCAUUGACAACUUGGUGCGGUAAUUUGCGAAAAAAUUAAAUAUUUUAAUAGAAAAAAGGAUAUAAUAGAAACGUUUGGCGUAAUCCGUUUGUCAGAUACAAUUAUAUUUUAUUUUUUAUCUCAUCUUAGUGAAAUACAUAUAUUCGUGAAUAACAAAUAUAUUAGCGUAUAUUUCAUAUUUAUACGUGUAUAUAUAUAUAUAUAUAUAUAUAUAUAUAUAUAUAUAUAUAUAUAUAUAUAUAUGAAAUAUUCGAAUGAAAUAUUUCUAAUGUAUUAGCUUAUAUAUAUAUAUAUAUAUAUAUAUAUAUAUAUAUAUAUAUAUAUAUAUAUAUGUGUGUGUGUGUGUAAACUAAUAUAUUCGAAAUUGCGUUAUUAUGCAAAUUUAUAUGUCCAAUUUAACACCAGAUUUAUUUUUAGAAAAAAAAAAGAGAAAGAUAAGGAGGAUAAGUAAUGUCCUCUCAUUUCUUCUCUACGUUUAUCGACAGCAGGACGUUUUUCUUCUCUAUGCUCGAGGAAGGCUCGUAUUAAACUGAUUCUUAACUUGUCGACACAAAGAUUGCACACAAGGUACAAUUUAAUCAUAGUUAUCUUCUUUCGAAAGCACGAGUUCGCGUAAACUUGUGCAUUUAAAAUAAAAGGAAAGAUAAAACGAAGAGGUAAAAACGUUAUCUUGGACGAAUUUAAUUUCAGUCGGCUAAGAUAUUGUUUUUUCCCUUUCUCAUCCCUGAUUGAAAGAGAGAAGAGUGAAAAAAAAAAAUGCGAAUACCUAUUUUUAGUAGGGCAUUCCUUUGCGAAACCGCAGCGGUGUUACGUUUUAUGUAUUUAUAUAUAUAUAUAUAAAUAUAUAUAAAUAUUUACGAAUAAAAAAUAUUCUGUUUGAUAUUAUCGAUUGUUGAACGUUGUUGUUUAUUUGGCACACUUGUACUUUACUGUAUCAUAAAGAAAAAAAAUAACUAUGUAUCGCUAUGAUAAUUCUUAUUGUAUUAUUACGAAAAUCGAUUAAUUGUCGCCGACAUCAUCUCAUCGGUAUAAAACUAUCAAUUUCGAUCGUCAGCGCCAUCGUUCGCAUGAUUUUUAUCAAUUGUUAUUAUUAUCAUUAUUAUUAUUAUUAAUCAAUAAUCUCAUUAAUACUAUUAUGACAAGUAUGAUGAAAAGCGUACACACAGACACAUUCAUACACAACAUAGACAUAAUAAACGUAAUCACAAAUUGUGCAUUAUAUUUUAAUUAUCGCAUAUAUGAUAUCACACACGCAUUCGGUAUUCAUUAUAGUAUGUUUUUAUUAUCUAUCAUCGAGAGAGGGUAGCUCUAGUUUCGGAAAGGAUAAACGGAGCGCGCAAAUCUGACUCUUUCACGAAGCGUCGCGAGAUUCGCGUUGAAAUUAUUUUUUGUAUCGAAAUCGCGAGAGAAAGCGUGCGCAUCCUUCAACUUUCUUUCACGAGAUGAAGGAAAGAGGUAACGUACAUAUACGUAUUCGCGUUACCCUCGUAAAUAUAUCACCUUGAAUUGUGCGUAAUUUCUCCUCUUAUUCCCUUCCCUCGCUGGGCGACGCUUCGCGGAACGGUCAACACGGCAAAAAAAAUAAUAUAUUUAUGGUACGAAGCAUUACGAGUUUAAUUUUUUCAGACGAAAGAAACGAGAUAAACGUGAAAUGAAGAAAAAUGGCAGAUCGCCUAGUUUAGGCUUAAUUGAAUGAUAAGAUAAUUAAUAAUGUAUAAAAAUACAUCAAUAUUUAUUGUACAUAGAUCUAAAAAAAGACUACUAACAAAUAAAAAAGAAAUCAAAAAUAUAUAA
Molecule: messenger RNA, 9845 nt
Organism: Cataglyphis hispanica
Lineage: Eukaryota; Metazoa; Arthropoda; Insecta; Hymenoptera; Formicidae
Gene: enok
Product: histone acetyltransferase KAT6B-like
Biological process (GO): nucleosome assembly; regulation of DNA-templated transcription
Cellular component (GO): nucleosome; MOZ/MORF histone acetyltransferase complex
Molecular function (GO): DNA binding; histone acetyltransferase activity
Source: RefSeq, a predicted model, not a curated record